Molecule: messenger RNA, 4045 nt
Organism: Dacryopinax primogenitus
Lineage: Eukaryota; Fungi; Basidiomycota; Dacrymycetes; Dacrymycetales; Dacrymycetaceae
Product: AAA-domain-containing protein
Exons: 7
Coding region: 32-4045 (1337 amino acids)
Biological process (GO): positive regulation of transcription by RNA polymerase II
Cellular component (GO): nucleus
Molecular function (GO): ATP hydrolysis activity; ATP binding; chromatin binding
Source: RefSeq, a predicted model, not a curated record
GAAAGGCGUAGAGCAUACAACAACCGUGUCAAUGCACGGGCGACGAACGACACGUCCAGCGACGUAUGCAGAGGAGGAUGAGUCUAUCGACGACGAACCUGUGCAUCGCUCUCAUCGCAGGUCGCACCACGGUGGCGUCAAUGGCAACAGGCCCAGCAAGCGUAACAGUGGCGACUUCAUCGUAGAAGAGAAUGAGGAACAGCAAGACGGGGACGACGAUUAUGGCAGGCGGAGGUCACUACGAUCCUCUACACGAGAUCAGAGGCAUGGUAAUACGCCACCGCAAAAGAAGCGGCGAUCAGCGCUCGAACAGCUGCUGACGAAGCGCGGACACACCAAACCGCGCUCGACGCGCAAUUCACGCCGCGCGUCUGGAUCGGACGACUUCGACCCUGAAGGCGGAACCAGCGGGGAUUCAAACGAGUCGGACAUUCUCCAAGGCGGAAGCGAAGAGAUGGAGAUGGAGCAGGAAGUUGAAGAGGAGGUAGAGGAGGAAAUGGAAGACACCGAACCUGCGGAGGUCGAACCCAAGCAGUACUCAUUCCGAGAGCGAAGGAAUAAACCGAACUAUACACUACCCGCACUGCUCACGAACGAGGAAAUCGAGCGCCAGAGAAAGGAGGCAGCAGCGGAGAAGGCGGCAAAGAAGGCGAAGAAGGCACCCAAGAUGAACUGGAGCAUCACGGGGAAAGACCUCAGCCGUCUUCUGGGCGAACCGGAGCCAGACUCGGACGAUGAUGUUGGCAAUACCCCCGCAAAGCGCGGAAUGUUUGGCACUGGCGCCGGUGCCGGUUUAACUGGCGCUGGUGCAGGUGGUGUUGUCGGAGGGAGCAUGUUCGCCGAUGGCGCGGCAGUAGGCGGUGGGGGGCUUGCCGGCACGCCUAGUAAUCUGGGCAAGAUUGGAGGUCAAGAUGGCACAUCUGACGCCGACCCUCUUGGGGUAGACCUCAGCGUGUCAUUCGAGCAAGUUGGUGGACUGGACAAUCACAUCCAACGCCUGAAAGAUAUGGUGUUCCUCCCCUUGCAGUAUCCCGAAAUGUUUGAGCACAAGAACAUCACCCCACCUAAGGGUGUCCUCUUCUACGGCCCGCCCGGUACCGGCAAGACGCUCGUUGCACGGGCAUUAGCUGCUAGCUGCUCCACGGGUACACAAAAGAUCGCAUUCUUCAUGCGAAAAGGCGCGGAUUGCUUGAGCAAGUGGGUGGGCGAAGCAGAACGGCAACUGCGUGCUCUUUUCGAGGAAGCGCGCGCAUGCCAGCCCUCCAUCAUCUUUUUCGAUGAAAUCGACGGUCUUGCACCUGUCCGCAGCUCUCGACAAGAUCAAAUACACGCUUCUAUUGUCUCCACUCUCCUUUCCCUUAUGGACGGAAUGGAUUCACGUGGGCAAGUCGUUGUCAUCGGUGCGACCAAUAGGCCAGAUGCGAUUGAUCCCGCCCUCCGUCGACCUGGCCGAUUCGAUCGCGAGUUUUACUUCCCCCUUCCGACGUUGGAGGCGCGCAGGAAGAUUCUCGAGAUCCACACGAACAAGUGGCAACCUCCUCUCGGGCCAGAGUUGACAGAACAGCUCGCAGAGCUGACGAAGGGAUAUGGCGGUGCUGAUCUCAGGGCACUGUGCACGGAGGCCGCCAUGAACGCCAUCCAGCGCACGUAUCCCCAAAUCUACAAGUCUAAGGAACGCUUGCAGGUGAAGCCGGAUAACGUCAUCAUCGGCGCUCGGGAUUUCACGACCGCCAUGAAGUUAAUCGUUCCUUCUUCAGAACGCUCGACCAGUUCUGCUGCUGUGUCCCUUCCAGACCAGUUGAAGGCUUUACUUGAGGAUGCAGUGGAAAGAACGAAGGCUUGCCUUGAUCGCGCUUUGCCGCCAACGAAGGAGAAAACGACCCUAGAGGAGGCAGAGUGGGAGGAAGAGGAGGGUGGUUUUGCUUCUGCCUUGAAACUCAAAGCGAUGGAAUCUCUGCGCGUGUAUCGCCCUAGGAUCAUCAUCCAUGGCCCACCUGGCAUGGGACAAAAUUUCAUUGCUGCCGCCGCUCUGCAUUACUUAGAAGGCUACAACGUUCAGAGUUUGGAUCUCGGAACACUCAUGAGCGAUUCGUCUAGAACCCCUGAGGCCGCUGUUGCUCAGUUGUUCACUGAGGCAAAACGACAUAAACCGUCGAUCCUUUAUAUCCCGGGCCUAACCGAAUGGGCCAAUGCUGUUACCCCUACAACUCGCGCUACCCUCAAAUCCUGCCUCGAUGGCCUGUCGCCGUCCGAUCCCGUGCUGCUAUUGGCAAUCGUAGAAGGACCCUUAAGGGACAUCCCACCCGACGUCCGAUCCUGGUUCGGUGUCGCCAUUGAUAACCGCAUUCGUCUUGACAAGCCGACCGAACAGCAGCGCGCUGCCUUCUUCGCUGAUCUCGUCAAGACGAUCAUGACUCCUCCUGACAAGUUCGGUGAUGCAGUGCCCAAGAAGAAGCGCGUUCUUGAGGAGUUGCCCAUUGCUCCGCCUCUGCCGCCAAGGCAGCCUACCGCUGCGGAGCUCGCCGCCCAACGAGCGAACGACCAGAGGACUAGGGAUCUGCUUCGAUGGAAACUCAGCACCGUAUUGAACGAUCUCAAACGCAAAUACCGACGAUUUUGGAAGAGUGUUGUUGACGAAUACGGCUUAUCGCCACUCUACUUUGAGGAGCUCUCGGUUCCUGAGCCACACCCAGAGCCGGUGAUCGUGCCGGAGCCGGAGCCGGAGCUACAACCGCAGCCGGAGCCACAGCCGCCAUCCUCACCCGUCCAGCCACCGUCACAAGAUCCCCUUCUAUUGACCGAUGGAUCCAUUCAGGAGAAUGGUGUUCCAGUUGAAGUUGAGACUGUGCCGCCACAAAUCUUGGUCAAUGGCGAUGCAGCACAUGCACCAUCAUCUCCGCCGCCUGCUGAAGCCCUUCCGGCGCAACCGGUCACUCAACCCUCAACUCCUCCGCCUCCAGAGCGCCCUCAGCGGGAGCUGCGGUAUCUCGACGUCAGCGGAGAGGUCAUGCACGAAAAGGUCUUCCAUAAUGCAUACUUGACACCGGCAGACUUCCUUCUGGACAUCGACCGUGUUCUGUAUAAUGCGGAGCUAGCUGACCAGUACUACGGAGCACGGGACAAAGACAGGCUCGAGAAGGCACGCGAGAUGACGCUCACUGCCAAAGCACUGAUGGGCCAAUACUGUGACGACAUGUUCCUGACCGAAUGUCACCGGAUGGCUGCGCGCGAGAAGCACAGAUUGGCAGAAGUUGCCGAGAAGGAAGCUGCCGAACGUGCAGAAAAGGACAAGAAGAAUAAGCGGCCCCUGAACGGCGCUACGAGGACAAGUGCCAGGGUGAACGGUCUCGCGCCUGAGUUCGGCAUGACAGACCUCGCGGCAUUCGAGAAGAACAAGCGGAAACGGGGUAGCUCGGCCGAGAAGUCUGAUACCCAGUCUGGCGAAGAAGAGAGGGGCCGAAAACGUGUUAAGAUCCUUCAUCCUUUGGAAUAUGUUUCUGCUCCAGAAGAGAUGCAGGUGGAUUACAAUGCGCCGAUCACCAUGCCAACCCCGAUGCUGGAGGAUGUCUUUUCGGGUCCGCCUGCAGAUCCGGCUUCUCUACCCCUGAUCGCGCAUGCCAUGCCUUCGGGGGCGAUCCCGCCGAUCAAGUCGCCUUCCCCAUCCGGGGAUGUCUUCGGUCCACAUGGUCUGAUCCCUGCCCCUCCCAACGACGCGCAUGCCCACUUUGUGGACGAGCCUGUCAACACGGUCUUCAGCGCGGCGGUAGCGAGCUCCCCCAUACCCGCAGAGCCGGCACGGUCCCCCUCUCCGGCCCUCCCACCCCCAGUCUUCACGCUCGACCCCGGCCUCCUCUCUGCCCUCCAAGACCAGCUCGUACACAGCACAGUAGACCUCAACGUCGAAGAGCUGGAGCAGCUGCGCGCGCUAGGCCUGGACAGGAUAUAUCGUGCCAGGGGCGAAUGGGACCGGGAUCCGGUUGUCCAGGGGCUCGUGUGGUUUGUGAGAGCGUUCGUAGCCGAGGUUAAUGGGGAGUAUGAUGAGUGA